CCGCUCCCUUUUUUUCUUGUCCUCAGGUUUUUUACUCCUGCUUUUUUUCUUUCUAACCCUGGGUUUUUUUUAAUUCUUCUAGAAAAAGGACCCGGCCCAGUUCCUGCAGGUGCACGGCCGGGCCUGCAAGGUCCACCUGGACUCGGCCGUCGCCUUGGCCGCCGAGAGCCCCGUCAACAUGAUGCCCUGGCAGGGGGACACGAACAACAUGAUCGACCGCUUCGACGUGCGGGCGCACCUGGACUAUAUCCCCAUGUACACCCCGCCCCUGCUGAACCCCAUCUCCCCUGAGCAGGAGUCGGACGAGAGGAAGUGUAACUACGAGCGGUACCGGGGCCUGGUGCAGAAUGACUUUGCCGGCAUCUCGGAGGAGCAGUGUCUCUACCAGAUCUACAUCGACGAGCUCUACGGGGGGCUCCAGAAGCCAAAUGAAGAUGAAAAAAAGAAGCUGGCGGAGAAAAAGGCUUCCAUUGGCUACACCUACGAGGACAGCACCGUGGCCGAGCUGGAGAACUCCUUGGAGAAGCGGGGGGAGGAGGAAGACUCCGAGGAAGACAGCAACACGGAUGAGGACGAAGUCAUCCCUGAUAUUGACGUGGAAGUGGACGUGGACGAGUUGAACCAGGAGCAAGUGGCCGACUUGAACAAGCAGGCGACCACGUACGGCAUGGCUGAGGGGGACUUCGUCAGGAUGUUGCGGAAGGACAAAGAAGAGGCAGAAGCUAUUAAAAAUGCCAAAGCCCUGGAAGAAGAAAAGGCGAUGUACUCGGGCCGUCGCUCUCGCCGCCAGAGGAGGGAGUUCAGGGAGAAACGCUUGAAAGGGAGGAAGAUCAGCCCCCCGAGCUACGCACGGAGAGACAGCCCCACCUACGAUCCCUACAAACGCUCCCCGUCAGAGUCCACCUCCGAAUCCCGCUCCCGGUCCCGCACCCCGUCUCCUGGCCACGAGGAGAAGAUCACCUUCAUCACCAGCUUCGGUGGCAGCGAUGAGGAAGCGGCGGCGGCGUCAGCACAAGCUGGAGGCGGCGGCGUCUCUGGAAAAACCACCGCGCUCGGCAAACAGCGCUCUGCCCCAGGGCAGCCGGGCAGCGCCGCGGCAGGUCAUAGCACCUCGUCCCGGUCGGUAACUCUCCCAUCCGGCUCGUUUUCCCAAAAACCCUUACCCUCGGAGGCCAGGUGGCCGUGGGGCAGGCCAGCUGCCGAAGCCCUUGGCUGGCCCUUCUUGAGGAGGGGGGAACCCGGUGGGAAGGAGCGGGUGGGUUCUCCGUUGUGUCCUGGCACAUGGGAUGUGUGGCCUCCCUGGUUCUGCUGCACUGCCCGGGCAUCUCAAAGAGGAUCUUUGUGGCAUCUCCGAGUCUUCCUGGAGAUGGGGGGGCUGGAAUUCGGGUGUGAGUCAAGAUGCCUCUUGCCCUCCAAGAGAAGAGAGCGUCUUGCCAGCUCCUGGAGAGCUCAGGGAGGGAAUUGGGGUGGCUGUCACAGCCCCUUUCCCAGCACGGUUGGGUGUCCCAGGGGGUUUGCAGCCCCUUGGCAGAGGGCCGGGCAGCUCCGGGGUCAUUCGGGCCGUGCCCCCCCAGCGUGGGGCAGAGGAAAGGUGACCCACUCUCCUUGUGGGACUGUUGGCAGGGUCCUGCCGUGUGGCACCACGCGGUGCCGGGGGUCAAUGAGGGUCCCAGCCCCUCCUCUCUCCUCCCGUGUGCCAAUGCCUCGUCCCCUCUGUCCCUUCCAGGAGACGCUCCUCGUCCUCCUCCUCCUCCCCGUCCUCCUCCUCCUCCUCCAGCUCCCGCUCCAGCUCCCGCUCGCACCGAGGCGGUGGCUACCACCGCUCCAGCCGCUACUGCCACUCCCGCAGCCGCCGCUACUCGCGCUCCCGCUCCCGCAGCCGCCGCUACUCGGGAGGGGGUUCCUGGGACAGUCGGCGACGCUCCCGGUCCUAUUCCCCCGACCGGGGCUACCGCUACGGCUCCCGCCGCCGCUCCAGGAGCCGUUCCAGGUCCGGGGAGCGCUACCGGCGAGGCGGCAGGUCCAGCCGACACUGGAGCAGCAGCCGGAGCAGCCGAAGCCCCAGCGACUCGCGGAGCCGCAGCAAGUCGGUGUCUCCGGUGCGAGAGAAACCGCCGAGGCCCACGGCAUCGCCCGCCGUGGGGGAGAAACUGAAAAAGGCUGACACUGCUGCUGGUAAAGAGACAGGAGCUGCCAAAGUCAGUAAGAAUUUAACCUCAGCUGUUUAAUUGGCAUCACUGCAGAGCAGGCUCAGGGACACGGUGGCGGAUGGGCUGGCGGAGGUGCUGGGGUGGGCACCGGGUGCCCCCCGUGACCCGUUGUGUCCCCCUCCUUGGUCAGGUGCCAGCCCCACUCCCUCCUUGGAGCUGGGGGGCUGCUGGGCAGGAGCGGGGCCACUGGCCGCUCCAGGCGGGUGGGGGGCAGCAGGGACCCCCAAAUGGCCCUGGGGGCUGCCUGUGCUGCUUUGCUAGGUCUGGGCUGUCACCCGUGGCUGUCCCCAUGUCUGGGGGGUCGUCACGCUCCUCUGGGAGGGGGGAGGUGGGUGGCAGGGGGCUGGCAGAGCCCCUCGUCCCUCUCGAAGGGGGGCUGUUGAGGGGGUGCAGGACACCAAUGUCCUCUCCAGCUCCGUGGACCCCUCUGUGACCUCAGGCUGUCCCUGGGGGUCCCCAAGUGCCUUUGGGCCCUGCCCGUGUGCCCCUGGCACAGAUGCCACCUCCCAGGGGCUGCGGGGGCUCUGGUGGGGAGCAGCUCAGGCUUCCCACGCCAGUUUGUCCCUGUGGCACCCACGGGUGACCUGCGAGGUCUCCGCUGCUCGGAGACAUGAAUGAAGCCCCCCCAGCGACACGGGGCGGCGAGGGUCCCGCCGAGGGGCUCGGGGGAUGCCACAGAGGUGCCACCCUCACCACGGGAAGGGCGGCAGCUGGAUCCAGCGCUCAUCGCU
Calidris pugnax (ruff) is the source of this 2941-nucleotide messenger RNA. RefSeq names its product CLK4-associating serine/arginine rich protein (gene CLASRP). The transcript has 12 exons. NCBI's taxonomy places the organism in Eukaryota, Metazoa, Chordata, Aves, Charadriiformes, Scolopacidae. The record is from RefSeq and is a predicted model, not a curated record. Bases 179 to 2164 code for a protein of 661 amino acids.